This is a messenger RNA of Desarmillaria tabescens, 482 nucleotides long. RefSeq lists its product as uncharacterized. The transcript has a single exon. The record is from RefSeq and is a predicted model, not a curated record. Lineage: Eukaryota; Fungi; Basidiomycota; Agaricomycetes; Agaricales; Physalacriaceae. The coding region runs from base 97 to 351 and encodes 84 amino acids.
GUAUGCGAUUUGCCCAAGUGAAUUAUUGCGGGCGUUCCUUGACUGCAGAUCUAUUUGUUGCGCCGUGCUGACAGUGUGGAACAAGCAGUAGGCGGAAUGCACCCGGUGUUUGCUCUCUGGAUGAUUGGAAAUGCGUUAGCAGUGCUAUCCACGCUGAUGGCAAUGCGACAUGUGCGCAGCUCUGGUAUCCAACGUUUUUCUUACUUGCUCUGGACAUUGAUGCUGCCGACUCUUUUCAAUUUGGGGCUGGACUGGCCACCCGCUCCGAUGCCCCAGGGAGAUGUAAGGAGUACCGACAUCUCAAAACAAAGGCCUAAAGACUGCUUCUGGGGGUUGCGUCAAAUCCACUGAUCGUCUGCGCUCCUGCUAUCAUUGCUCUGAGUUUAGGCUUUUUCGAGUAUUCCUGAUUAGCCAAUUUCUAGCUUAAUUGACGAUAGCUUUAACCAAAGCACUAAUCGAUGCCAAAUACACAAGGUUUAGCA